Molecule: messenger RNA, 8177 nt
Organism: Wyeomyia smithii (pitcher-plant mosquito)
Lineage: Eukaryota; Metazoa; Arthropoda; Insecta; Diptera; Culicidae
Product: protein bric-a-brac 1-like
Exons: 6
Coding region: 1558-4260 (900 amino acids)
Biological process (GO): regulation of transcription by RNA polymerase II
Cellular component (GO): nucleus
Molecular function (GO): protein binding; DNA binding
Source: RefSeq, a predicted model, not a curated record
AGAGCCAGUACGGCUGGAGCGUGCUGUCGCUGUUGUCUUCUUCGUCAGUGCGAUUUCAAAUGUCGUUGCGUCGGGUAGUAGUUGAGGGACAACAACACCGGAACAGCAGGGCACCCGCGUACCCAAUAGAAGAAGAAAGCAAAAAAAACUAAACUGUACUGAACCGAGGGCACAGUAGGGGGUUGGAGUAUGUGUGUACUGCCAGACCAUACCGGUGCAUUGUGUCUGUGUCUAUAAAUGAUUAUUAUAAAUAAUUAUAAGUUUUGCAAGUUGAGAAAAUAUUGAAGCGGUUGAAAUAACAACAGCGCGGGACCGGCUCGGGCCAAGUGAUAGAACCAUCGACGGUGUGUGGUGAAGAAAGAGGGAUCCGAAAGAAACACGAAGAGGAAAAACAUAGAGCAAUAAAAAUUACCAUUGUUUGGAUGGAUUUAUAAUUUUUAUUGUUUGCGUAAUAAAAGUAAAUAUCGAAACAGCAUACCCUGAACCCUGAGUACUUGCGUGGCCGAACUGCUGGGGGAAAGAGAAGAACUCGAAGACGUGGUGUAGAUUUUCAUGUUUUGUUUUUUCGUGGUCGAGGGGGAAACCUUGGUGGAAGAAAGCGAGACGUAGUAAAACGAGCGCCAAAACCUUUUAGUGGAAGUAAAGAAAAUUUUUGGUAAUUAUAAUCACCAAAAAUAGGAAAGAGCAAUUAAACUGUGUUAGGAAAAAUGGAAAUAAAGUUUAAAUGUACACAGUGAAACUUGAAUCGUUAGACAGAGAGCUGGGGGGAAAUCAUUAAAACACGAUUGAGUGACCAGAAAAAAAAUAUAUGAAAAGGCUGGGAAGCCAAGAUGAGAUCAGCAUAUAAACACAAAAAUAAAAAUGAAUGAAUAUGAUACAAAAGAGUGCGGGAUUAUUGCCAACGCAAGUAAAUAAGAAGAAAAUAAGUUCUGUACCGAAAACGCCGGAAAUGCAGUGAGCAGUGCUUAAGCUCUUUCAACGAGAUCCAAUUGCGCGAAGAAGAGUCUUUCGGAACAAAAGUGUGAGUGCUCGUGUUCCACUAGAAGCCAGACAUCAAGCGUCUAACGGCAAGUGUGUAUCCUUUCUCGUUGCCGAAGUGGCCCCCACGGGAGAAGGUAAGAAGCCGGUUGUCGAAUAUUGCACGAAAAAAAAACUAAAAGAUAUCUCGAAGCCACAUGGUGAGCAUAAGAAAGAAAUAGUUUUACUUCCUUGCAUCACGAGUAGACAAGUGAGGAUCCUGCCUUCCGGCUGCCGGAAGCGAUUGCAGGUGUGUGGGUAAACAGAACAGUCUGUGCGUCCCACCUGAUAAAAACGAGUGUAUAUACAAGCAGGAAAUAGAAAGUUUUACACCCACGAAUGUGUGUAUGUGUGUGCUGGUGUGAUCCUUCAGCUUGUUAUGAUUAGAAUGACCAAAGCAAAUCACAUUCGUUCAUCGCGCGAAGAGAUGGUUCCACGUGUCCUGUAAUGUCGAUCAACAAUUCGACCAGCCCUGAGUGAUCGCAAAACAUACCGACUACGAAACAUUUUAACCAAGCAGAAAACAGAGUAAAGUUCACCAUGCCAUCUGAUACACCGCCUCCGCUUCAUUCGUCUCCUACCGCAUUGGACAAUUCAGACCGUCCGGCGUCGGUUCCAUCAGCAACGGGCGGCCACACUGGGGCAGGAUUUAAACGCAGCAGCUUUUUAGACAAAACGGAGCAAAUACUUAAACCCAUAAUGAAUCAAAAUCAGCAGUUCUGCCUCCGUUGGAACAAUUACCAAACCAAUCUGACGAGUGUUUUCGAUCAGCUCCUGCAAAGUGAGUCCUUCGUGGAUGUUACGUUGGCCUGCGAUGGACAAUCUAUAAAGGCGCACAAGAUGGUUCUGUCGGCGUGUAGCCCCUAUUUCCAGACCUUGUUUUUCGAAAACCCUUGCCAGCAUCCGAUAAUUAUCAUGCGUGAUGUGAAGUGGCCAGAGCUAAAGGCUAUAGUAGAUUUCAUGUACAAGGGAGAAAUUAAUGUGAGCCAAGACCAGAUCGGGCCGCUGCUCAAAAUCGCUGAAAUGCUGAAAAUUCGCGGCCUAGCCGAUGUAAACGGCGAUCAGGAGCUGAACCAAAUUCAAGAGCCGUCGGCAAGUGCAGCUGACGAAAAUAAUUCCAAUAAUGAAAGCAACAGUAGCAGUAAUUUGUCCCGCGAUACCAUCAAAACCGAAAAUCGCCUGCAUCAGCAGGAUCCAUCCCAUAAUAACAACAACACGCCGCUCCAUAUGGCGAAAAAACCACGCACAUCCAGAGAUCGGGAGGCGAACCGGGAACUGUCGGUUCGUGAUUUUCCCCGGGAUCUUUCGGCCGCAGCAAGCGGCGAGUGGCCUCUGGCGGUCGCACUUGAUACCGUGCAGGCGUCCACUCCGAAGAACAACCGCAAACGCCGUUGGCCCUCGGGUGAACGCAGCAGCGUCGGCAGCCCGGCCGACAGCACUCCGGACAAUCUGGAAGUGCCGUCACCGAUUCCUCCGACUCCGUCCACGCUGUCGCAGCCGGCCUCGACGCCGACCCCGUUGGCGUCCUUCUCGAUUCCGCCGGCGCUCGAUCAGAUGGCGGGACUGUCCUCGCUAGCCACCAUCACCAACCAACAUCCGGACGAUAUGGAGAUCAAACCGGGCAUCGCCGAGAUGAUCCGCGAAGAAGAAAGGGUAAACGAAGUUCUACUUUUGAAGAAAUAUACUGAAAUCCAACAUGCGAAACUUUUGGAGAACUCCCAGGCAUGGCUUGGUGCGUCUACUUCUUCGAUAGCUGGCACACAACUACUGAAAGAAGCUGCUUGCACACCACCGACAACUUAUGCGGAAAGUUACCAGUACCAGUUGCAGUCGAUGUGGCAGAAAUGCUGGAACAGCCAGAACCUGAUCCACCAUCUGCGCUUCCGAGAGCGUGGCCCGCUGAAAUCCUGGCGCCCGGAAACGAUGGCCGAGGCCAUUUUCAGCGUGCUAAAGGAGGGCCUCUCGCUGUCACAGGCGGCCCGCAAGUACGACAUUCCGUAUCCGACCUUCGUGCUGUACGCGAACCGUGUCCACAACAUGCUCGGCCCGUCGAUCGACGGUGGCACCGAUCUGCGACCGAAAGGCCGUGGCCGACCGCAGCGGAUCCUGCUCGGUAUCUGGCCGGACGAGCACAUCAAAGGCGUAAUCAAAAGCGUAGUCUUUCGCGAUGCCAAAGAAAUCAAGGAAGAACCGAUCCUGUAUGGCAGACAUUCGCCAUUUCCGUUCCAAGAUAAUCCAUUGAACUAUGCACCGAAUGCUAACGGUCAGCUGCCGGCCGCCAGUGCCGAAGCGAUGUCCCAGGAUGCACUAACCGCUGCAACAGUGGCCGCUGUGAGACAGCAGAUGUGCAACAUGGUCGCUGCCGCUCAACAUCACCCUGAGGCAGCAGCAAAUCUGGUAGGGUUUAACCUACCCCCGCAUCACACUAACUUAAGCAUCCAUCCACCGGGAAAUGCUGGCGGGUCCAGCACUGGUAUUCCGGUUCCCAAACUUGGCUCGCCUGCCGUACCGAAUCAAGGCCACGGUAAUAAUGGGGGAACUGGUGGAAUACAAAUACCCCGUCUGGGAUCUCCUGCUGGUUCUAACAUACCCACCAGCAAAGAUCACGAACUCCAUGGUUCUGUCGGCCUAUCACAUGGCAACAACCCAAGCACCUCCAACAACAACAACAACAGCAGCAACAAUAGUAUCAACCGUAAUCAACACGAAUCAUCUCGCAAAAACAAUCACUCAUCGAGCGGACCCAACGUGAAUCAUCAUCAGCAUCAUUCGUUGGCCCACCUAAACAGCGGCAGCCUCAGUAUAACACGUCUUGGUUCACCCGCUUCCGCUCACGAUCUUCGCAUGACGACCCCACCGACGGAGGAGAGUCCACUUGCAUCACCGAUGGGUCUAGCGCUCGAACCGGCCGUCAAUCUAGCGGUGGGUGGUGGUGGUGGCCAAGGCACCGACAUGCACCCCCUCGGUAUGCCUCCGCAGUACGGCAGCAGCAAGUCUUCAUCCCGGGCCGGUUAUUCUUCCUCGUCCUCACCGCCCCGACCGGAGCAUCUCUUCCACGAUCAGGACAUCGCCGAACUGGUGGCUUCGACGCGAGCUGCUGCCGCUGCUGCUGCGGCUGCCGGCGCUGGUACGGGUGGCGGCGGAAUGGUUCCCGGUGGCAACAACAGUGGCCCCUUCAGAGAAUCCCCUCGGCCUGGGGCACCCAUUAAGAUGGAACCGAUGACCGAGUGCCGCGGCGAUUAGAUGCCCUGUCCACGCCCGUCGUCAAGCGUUCAGUUAGGUUUAGUUUAGUUCCAAUUUGGCUAUGCAAGCAUGGGGCGGCGGCGGCGGCUUACGCGAGAAGCGUUCUUGUUUUUUUUUUCAAAGAGGUGAAAACUUUUGGGAUUUAGUUUAAUUUGUAUAUUUUUUUUUACUUUUCUUUCAGUCUUCUGUUUUAACUUCUAUUUUUUGUACUAUUUUCUUCGAUUUAAGAGAUGAUUUCACACAUGUUAUUUUUGCAAUAUGUGAUAUGAUUAACUUAAAAAGGGUACAGUUUUAUUAGGAGGCAAGCUACAUAGAGGGAAAAAAACUUCGAAGGAGUUUUAUUUAUUUUGUAUUACCGAAAUAACCAUGCUAGAUCGUACUAAAACUAUAACGAUACAAAGCUGUGUGAGAAUUGAUAAAAAAAAAUUGUGCAAUAAGAGAAAAAAAUUAAGAGAAAAAUUGGAUGGAACAUUCCCCCCAGCAAAAAACCGUAUUAACCAAGCAGAUCGAAAGAGAAGCAAGCGGCGAUUUUGUGGGAAGAAGUUGUUAGAUGUUCUAAUUCAUUUUUGUGAUUGUUUUGCACUUUUUAGGGUAACUGGGGAUUUUUUAUGCUGACAGCCCUAAACUCCGUACUGAAAAUCAUUUUAAAAAAGAAUUCUUUAUAACAGUAAAGCUCUAAAACUUUCCAAAUAUUAAAAUACGAUUUCACAGAAUCUAGUAACAACUUCUUUCCACAUUUGCCACACAGCAACUGCUUUCGAGAAAAUAAAAUUAACAUUUUAAUGUUCAAAAACCCUAACAAGACUAAAAUUAAAUUUCGAGGUUAAGUAUGGAAAAACAUGUACAAAAGCAAAUCUUCUUCGGCUACAGCAAACGUGAAGCGAAUAUGUAUGAUCAACACAAGAAAAGAGACGAGAAAUUAAGCUAGAAAUAAAAAAAAGUAUAUUUAAAUACAUUGCCUUCUUGUCAAGAGGAAACACAACCUCCAUAAGUGAAAUUUACAUAGAGGAAAAGCUACAUUUUAGGCAAAGAAUGAAAAAAACUAAAUUAUCACAAAAACAAAGCGUUUGGCCUAGAUUCUAUUUUCAAGCGACAGCCACCUUUUCAUUUUAGCAAAAUGACGGACACAUUUUUGCGUACACGCGUACAAAACUGCGCAUGUAUUUUCGAUUGAUCUUUUUUGUUCAUUAAAGAGACCAGUUUAUGUCCCCCAAAUCAAGAAACAAUCGAAGAGAACUAACCAGCAGCAAAAGAUCCGAGAAAAGAAAAACCAAAACAUCUGCUCAUACCGAAAUCGUUCACUUUUCGGCUAACGGUGGUGGAAAAUGCGGGUGGUAAAAAGAGGGUCACAAAGGACACUUAUUUAUUCUUAACAAGCAUGUUUCGGACGAUUAUAACAUUUUCGGCAAACCAAACAAACAAGGAUAAUUUUAGGCAAGAAAUACAACAAAAAGCAAAGCAAAAGAGAAAAAGCAAAGCAAAAGAAACCAAAACCUUUUAGAGUAGAGCGAGGGAAAUUUUGUAAAACAUUUCGGCCAAUGUGUUCAAAAAGAAAGCAAAAUUUUAAGCAAAAAAAAAAGAGAGUAAAAGAAAAUAUAUUUAAAUUAAUUGAAACGACAAAAAUUUAGAGAAAAAGUGCCUUCCACCCCUUUUUAUGAGAAGAAAUUUAAUAUAUAAAUUACUUUUAAACGAACGGAACGAAGAAGAAAACCCCGAUAGCGAAACAAAGAGAUCAAAUAUCGAGGAGACAAACAUAAACUGUUUAUAUCUUUAAAAGAAAUUUUAAAUUUGGAAGUAAGUCAAAAUUUACCCGUUUCGGAAAUUGUUACAGCUUUUACGUUGAAUGGGAAAGUCAUCCCAGUAGGCCAACAAAGGGCGGACCCACCGAUGACUUUUUCUCGAGUUUUUUCUGUUUAUUUUCUGUUGGAAGAAAAUUUCGUUGUCAAUGUGAGAGGUUGUGUCAUCUAAUCAAUUUUUCUAGGUGUGCACUGUGAAAAAUCCUUUGACAGGACUGGUAGAGAGUUCGUGCGAAGGAUGCUAACGAACUAACAAAAGCUUACAAUUACACCCACACACACACGAACACAUAUUGCAAACCGAUACGAUGCACCCACGCUAGAAAGCAGUUGAAACAAAAGCAAACAAAAUAAACCGGAAAAUAAAAAUGAAUAGAACAUUACACAACUACAGAAGCCUGAGUUCUGUCGUUUUCACCCCACACUGAGCAAAUUAUCGCAGCAAAACAUACUAUUGAUGUAUUAUAAUAACACGAAACCAAAACCAAACUCACAUAGAAUAAAUUCAUUGCAGAGAACUAAGUAAACUAGCAACACAGUGACUCAGUACCGUCGUGAUCCAAUAAACUUUACGCCUACUAGAACACUUAUUUAACAGAUAUAAUUGGACGUAUUUAAUCCAUCCACUGACUGUUGAUCGCUUACUGUGACAGAAGAAAGUCAAACUCUAAGCUUGCAGCAAAGCAUAAAAAACUUGACAGUGAAUACUCUUUCACUGCAAGCACUCCGGAAGGAGUCAAGUCAAGAUCAAACUGGGUUGCUUGAUUUGAAAUUAUGACUUACUAUGAUCUCGAACAUUUAUUUGUUAUUCCACUCGAGCCAAUCUUCAAACAUAAAAAGACAGGAUUCUCUGAAUCAUGUUUUCUAUGUUUCAACCUAAGCAAACAUUUGAUUAGCAUGAUGAUGCAUACAUUGUGUAGGAUGUGCAUUGGUUUUCGAGACAUCACAGAGUCUACUAUUGAAAAAAAAAAACCUUGAAUAUACGUGUAGAAUGAAAUAUUAAAUUUACUAUUAUUUCGUGAUUGAUCGAACCAACCGAUAUCAAAACCAGCUCGACAAUGCAGCUACUAGCAUUUAUCCUAGUUUUGCACUUCUAGUUUCCGAACAAGAGAAAGAGUAAACAAUUAAAACAAUUAUACAAAAUGCAGUCCUCAAUCUUCCCAUAGUCCAUGUUCAUGUUCUCGUGCGUGCGGUUAGUGGUUUUUACCGUUUUUUUUUUGUUUCUUUCAAACCACAAGCUCUGCCUGCAAAACCAACGUGGGCUUCAAUCAAAUGCAAACCAGAACACGGUUAAAAACUUAAAAAACGUUACACACUACGGAACGAACUGUUUGUUAUCACUAUACUCUAUAUUUUCCUUCCCAUGUAUAAAAAAAACGCUCUUACGCAAGAUGCAAUAGAUUUUUGUUGACUGUAUUCAAAAUGUACAUUUUUUAUUAAAUGAUUAAACACUACUGUAAUUUAUUAACCUAACAUUACCAGUACAUUAAGUAAGCAAAAUAGAUCAAAACCGAUAGCAAAAAAAGAAACAAAUAAAAACAAGAGAGAGACAGCAAAACAAUAGCAAAUAAAAUGCGCCACCAAAUGAAUCAAUCUAACUAGCGAAACUCGAAAACGAACUAGCUUCACACCCAAAAUUAAUUUACUACCUUCAAACACACAUUCUACGUUUCUAACGCCUCAUUCAGUCUGUUUUGAGUUCGUAAAUGCAAACGCAGGAAUAAACCUAGCUCAUCAUUUGUUCAACGCAAACGCUUGCAACAGCAGCAUUAUGUCUUCUUCGUAAGAAAAGAAACCACAGAAACAAACGAAUAAACGAUUCAGAUUCAUGCAGUCUAGUGGAAAGACACAUGAGCGCAAAAAUAAAUAAAAAAAAACAAACGGAAUGAGAAGGAAUUAACAUUAUUUAACGAACAGAAAGAGAGAGAGAGAAAAAGGAAAAAAGCAAAUCAACCAACAGGUAGUAGAAGGGAAAAAACAACAUUAAACUAAAACUAACAUGGAUAAGAAUACAAAGGAUAAACAUCGUGGACAAAAAAAAAAACAAAACAAUUUAUCAAUAAUCAUUAGUUGGCUAUUUGUCACAGUGUACCAAUUUAUUCGAUAUGAAAUAUAGUUUAA